AUGAAGCAACGCUUGCGCACCAAAGUGUGUUUCCAGGCAUUGACAAAGAGGCGGAAGGAGUUUGUAAGACCUGUAUGGCCUUCUGCACCAUGGCAACAUCUAGCGGCUGACUUAUUGGGUCCACUGCCUUCCGGUGAUUACGUCUUUGUCGUGGUGGACUAUUACAGUCGAUUCUUUGAAAUGGAAUUCACCAAAUCUACUACAUCUGAAAAGGUUAUAUCAAUGCUGUCCAAGAUUUUCGUCACUCAUGGCCUUCCUUUGUCCCUCAGGACGCACAAUGGGUCGCAGUUUGCCAGUGACUAUUUCAAGAAGUACUUAGAAGGGAAUGGAAUUGAGCACCGGCGAACCAUACCCUUAUGGCCACAGGCAAAUGGUGAGAUUGAAAGACAAAACCGCAGUAUCCUGAAACGCCUGUGUAUUGCCCAAGCAGAAGGUCGUAACUGGAGAUCAGAGAUGGACGACUUCUUAAUGAUGUAUCGUAGUACACCUCAUUUUACAACUGGGAUUAGCCCAGCAGAAUUGUAG
Molecule: messenger RNA, 525 nt
Organism: Orbicella faveolata
Lineage: Eukaryota; Metazoa; Cnidaria; Anthozoa; Scleractinia; Merulinidae
Source: RefSeq, a predicted model, not a curated record